This is a messenger RNA of Pogonomyrmex barbatus (red harvester ant), 2906 nucleotides long. RefSeq names its product L-asparaginase. The record is from RefSeq and is a predicted model, not a curated record. Gene Ontology annotation, biological process: amino acid metabolic process. Gene Ontology annotation, molecular function: protein binding; asparaginase activity. NCBI's taxonomy places the organism in Eukaryota, Metazoa, Arthropoda, Insecta, Hymenoptera, Formicidae.
UUUAAUUAAUUAAUGUAGUGAAUUAUAAUUAUAGAUAAUAAAAGGAUAAUAAAAUGCGACUUAUUUCCUAUCUCUAGUUCUGAACUUAGUUCUACAAUUAACGCUAAUGUAACGUUUAUCAUCUCGUUCUUUGUCGCUUUGUAAUCGGUUUCGUUUAUAAACACUUCUAUGUCAUAAAAUGGUAAUAACUGCUUUAGCUGGAAAUUUGACAUUCUUUACUAUUUUUCUGAGAGCUUAGAGAUAACACGUUCUAUGACCAUAAUCAUACGUGCAAAAGAGUGAAUUAUUGUCGAAUAAGCCAGCUAUUAACAGAUGAUAACAAGGCAACAAGGCUCCUAAGAAACGUAUGUUAUCAGUGGUAAGAUCAUGCGACACCAACGAUCGGUCUUGCAUAAGCAAUCAGUCUCGUAGGAGUCAUCGGAGCGACCGUUCACGCGUGAAAGCCGGAACGAUUAUGUCACAAUUUCUUAGUGGAUCACAAGACAACGUGCGUGAUAACGAAGGCAAUGGCAGAAAUAUGGAAAGCAGACGAAAUAGUGGCAUGGCCAACGGUAAUGAGCAGGAAGGUCGCGUUCUGGUACUCUACACGGGUGGCACGAUAGGAAUGAUGAGGAAUGAGCAAGGAGCCCUGGUACCAAUAACCAAUGCGUUUGUCAAGAAUCUGCGGAAAUAUCCACAAUUAUACGAUCGCGAGUAUGCCGAGAAAAGAUUCGGUGCGAUGGGACCGCUAGUGCUGCCCGUGACCGCAACCGAUAGUCGGCGAGUCGUUUACAGCGUAUUCGAGUACUCGAAUCUCUGCGACUCCAGUAACAUGACCAUGGAUGAGUGGAUUCGUAUUGCUAAUGAUAUCAAGGAAUCCUACGAGCGCUUCGAUGGAUUCGUAAUCCUUCACGGUACCGACACUCUCAGUUAUACCGCGUCCGCCUUGUCCUUCAUGCUCGAGGCUCUAGGCAAAAUCGUCAUCUUGACCGGCUCGCAAGUUCCUAUUUUUGAUACGAGGAGCGAUGGCUUGGACAAUUUCCUGGCGGCCCUUGUAAUCGCGGCGAAUUACAAUAUACCGGAAGUAUGCGUGUUCUUCGGCACGAAUUUGUUACGCGGCAAUCGGACGAGCAAGACGUCCGCGUCAUCCUUCGAAGCUUUUCAAUCGCCGAAUUUCCCACCCCUAGCAACGGCGAACAUCAAGAUCGAAGUCGAUUAUCGUUCGAUUUUCCGUCCGUGCACCAUGGAAAAAUUCUAUGUACACGCAUCGCUCAAUCGGAACGUAGGCUUGCUUCGGUUGUUUCCCAGCAUUACGUCUGAUCUGGUCAAAGUGUUUCUUCAACCGCCCAUUGAGGGUGUUAUACUACAGUCCUAUGGCAUGGGGAACGUUCCGACGAAUCGCGAGGACAUCAUCGAGGAGCUUCGCGCGGCGACGAAACGCGGCGUUAUCAUCGUGAAUAUCACGCAAUGCGCGACCGGAUGCGUCUCGGACGCGUACGAAGCUGGAAAACUGCUUCAAAAAGCUGGUGUGAUAUCGGGCUUUGACAUGACGCCGGAGGCUGCGUUGACGAAACUCGCGUACGUCUUAUCGAAAAACGAGUGGGACACGGAGACCAAGCGGCAAAUGAUGCAAACGAAUUUACGGGGUGAACUGACCGCCGGCCGACCACCCACUAUACAGGACUGGGAUCUGGUGGAGGCUGUCGCUAGAUCCUUGAGAUUAUCCUCGGCGGCGGAACUUCAAGAGCUGGGAUCGAUCCUGUUCCCGGCUAUGCUGAACGCCGCGGUGAUCAGACGCGACGUUGUCAAACUCGAGUCAUUAAGAGGAUACGGUGCGGAUAUCUCGCAGGCGAACGCAGAUGGUCGAACGGCUUUGCACAUAGCCUGCUGCGAGGGGGACCUCAAGGUUGUGCGACGUCUUCUGAAAAUGGGUGCGAACGUUCAUAUUAAGGAUCGAUUUGAUCGCACGCCGCUCACCGAUGCGAUCGAAUACGAUCGUCACGAGAUCAUCAGGGUGCUGCUGCAGUGCGGAGCGCAUCUUCACGGAGAAGCUAUGAUGAUAGGCGAGAAAAUGUGCGCGGCGGCGACCAUCGGAAACACGAAACGUCUGCAGUCGUACCUGCUGGCCGGCGCCGAUCUGUCGCAGAAAAACAUCUCUGGACGUACACCAUUGCAUUUUGCCGCUCUCCACGAUCACGUGGAAACGACAAAGUUCCUGAUGGAUCACGGCGCGGAUCCGCGCUGCGUCGACAUGUUAGGGAAAACCGCGGCGGAUCUUGCGGAGGCUGCGCGAGCCGCGGGUGCGACGCGUCUGUUGGCACCCUUCAAGCAGAACGGUGUCCAGUACGUUGACGAAAAAAUUGUAUCGAGAGUACAAAAUCUUGAUCUAUCUCAGUAAAUUUCAAAGCGAUCUGGCGAGGGAUGCCGAAUCAAAACUCUGAGCUAACCGCGAUUCGUUUUAUGUCUCUCUGUUUAUUUUAUUCUAGACUACCGCUUAACGCGUUAAGGAAAGAUUUAUUUAUCGAAAAUUAGAUUCUUGAGUGAGAUCGAUACAGUCAGGUUUUAAAGACUGAAAAAUAUGUGAUAGAAUUUUGGAGAGGAAUAAGCGCAGCAGAUAUUUAUGCUUUGCUUUAUUUUAGAUUCUUGAGUUUCAAGUUUUAUUAUAACGACAAACAAUGCGUAACACAAUCGCGAAGUCACAGUUCGUUCCGUAACAAAUUGGGUACUUUUGUAAGUAGCAAAAAUAUGUAAAAAUAUAUAUAAAAAAUAUAUAUACUUACUACAUGUUUAUUAUAUGUAGUUACAAUAAACAAUAGCGGAAAAAUAAAAACAAAUAAUUUCCAAACGAGUAAAACGAGAAGAUCAAUGUUUCUUAAAAAAUUAGAUUUUGUGAAUUCAAAAUCUAUAUUUUAACAAUAUAUAUAAAA